AUGAAAUAUCACAUUGUAUUAUUAUUUUUAUUUUUAUUAUAUUUGUUAAAUGGGACAUUUUCAAACAAAAAUAAAAAUGUAUUAAGUUAUGAAGUAGUAAGUAGUAACAAUAAUAAGUAUGCCUUUUUGAAAAAUAAUGAAUAUAAAAAAAAAUACAUACAAAGACGAAAUAGUCAUAAAGAAACAAACAAAUAUACAAAUUUAUACACAAUUAAAAAUCCAUUAAAAUGUAAAAUUAUAAAUAAAAUAAAAUUAGUUAGAGAGAAUGCAAAACAUAUAGUAUAUAAUCUUGAUAUAAAUCAUAACGGACUUUUCAAAUAUAUAGAGGGGCAAACAUGUGGAAUUAUUCCAUAUUAUUCUGAUCAGAAUAAUGAAAUUAAUAAUACAAAAAUAGAAAAUGAUGUAAAUAGUAAACAGCAUAAUACCAAACCAAAAAAAGGUGCAAGAUUAUAUUCUAUAUCUUCAAGUAACUCAUAUAAUAAUUUAUCUGUUGCAAUACGAAUGCAUAAAUAUGAGGAAAAUGUAAAUGGAAUAAAUAAUAUAAAAUAUGGUUAUUGUUCAGGUUAUAUAGAAAAUUUAAAAAACAAUGAUGAUAUAUAUUUAACUGGGCCACAUGGUAAUUUCAUUUUACCUGAUAAUAUUAUUAAAGAUAAUAUAAAUUUAAUUUUAAUUGCAACUGGAACUGGUAUAUCACCAUAUAUAGGUUUUUUAAAAAAAAUAUUAAUGUAUGAUGAAAAUAAUCCAAUAAAAAAAAGUCCAUAUUCUGGUUUUAUACAUUUAUUUUAUGGAGUUUAUAAUGAAGAUUCAAUUUUAUAUUUAAAUGAAUUAGAACAGUUUAAAAAGUUAUAUCCUAAUAAUUUACAUAUACAUUAUGUUUUCUCUGCUAAUAGAAAAUCAGAAGAACCCUCAUUUUAUGUACAAGAUGAAAUACUUAAAAGGAAAGAUGAAUUCUUUCACCUUUUCAAUGAUUAUGAAACAGAGCUUUAUAUAUGUGGUCAUAAAGCAAUAAAACAACAAAUUGUUAAUAUUUUAAAAAGUGAUCAAAAUUUUGAUAUAGAGAAAAAAAAAAAAGUACAUAUUGAAGUUUAUUAG
Plasmodium vinckei vinckei is the source of this 1092-nucleotide messenger RNA. Its product is annotated as ferredoxin--NADP reductase, putative. Lineage: Eukaryota; Apicomplexa; Aconoidasida; Haemosporida; Plasmodiidae. Gene Ontology annotation, molecular function: oxidoreductase activity. The record is from RefSeq and is a predicted model, not a curated record. The transcript has a single exon. The coding region runs from base 1 to 1092 and encodes 363 amino acids.